AUCUCUUUUGCGUUGUCUAUGUGUCAUUGGUUUAUCGCAAAAUUGAGUGUCUACGCCAAACACGUUGGUAAAUUCUUCUCUGUGGUUCGCCGGCGUUGGAGAGUUUUUAGUCGAGUGGAACUGACCUUCAUUCACCCGUUAAGAAACUUAAAGAAGAUGAAGAAUCACUGGCAGUUGUACACUGGCAUAGCUUUUGUUUUCUGUUUUUAUGUUCUUCCAGUCAGUGGAACUGGAGAAACUCUUAUUUUGCUGGAUAAUCUUGCCAUCAAAGAAACACAUUCUAUGUUUUUUAAAGAGUUACAAGGUAAGACUUUUACAAGUGGGCUGAAUUUUUUCCUAUCUUGUUUCGUGUUUGUAGAGUUUGGUGGCUCCCUGAACGUCCAAGCCAUAACAGAUUUUAUCGACAACGGUGGAAAUGUGCUUGUUGCGGCCAGUUCCAGUGUUGGUGACGUAAUUCGUGAAUUGGGCAGUGAAUGUGGGUUUGAAAUAGAUGAAGAGGAAACUUCUGUGAUUGACCAUUUGAACUAUGACCUUUCCGAUGAUGGCAAGCAUACCCUCAUUGUUUCCGAGGCUUCAGAGUUGCUUGAUGCACCAACGGUUGUUGGAUCCAGAAACAUCCCUCCCGUUUUGUUCCGAGGAGUUGGGACGAUCUCUGACCAAGACAAUCCUCUUGUCCUUGAGGUUCUCACUGCAUCUUCCACGGCUUACAGCUACAAACCCGAUGUUGAAAUAUCUGAGUAUCCACAUGCUGUUGGGAAGAGUACCUUGCUAAUUUCAGCUCUUCAGGCAAGGAACAAUGCUCGUGUGGUAUUCUCAGGAUCUUUGGAUUUCUUUAGUGACCAGUUCUUUCAGGCCAGUGUCCAGAAAGCCCAUGGAGGUCAAAGGUAUGAAAAAUCGGGAAACCAAGCCGUAGCUACAGCUCUGGCUAAGUGGGUGUUUAAACAGAAGGGAGUUCUACGGGCGAGUAAUGUAAAACACCACCGUAAAGGAGAAACCUUUCCACCUGAUUCGUAUACCGUUAUGGACGACGUGGUGUUCUCUAUUAAUGUGGAGAUUUACAAGGAUGGAAAAUGGUUGCCAUUUGAAGCUAAAGACAUCCAGUUAGACUUUGUUCGCAUUGAUCCAUUUGUCAGAAUAUCUCUGAAGAAAAAAGAAGGUACCAAGUAUGAAGCAGUAUUCAAGGUUCCCGAUGUUUACGGUGUAUAUCAGUUUAAAGUGGAUUACAACAGAAUGGGUUACACCCACUUGUAUAGUACGACACAGGUAUCCGUACGACCACUGAAGCACACACAGUACGAAAGAUUCAUUCCAUCAGCGUAUCCGUAUUACCUAAGUGCCUUUUCUAUGAUGGGCGGAGUGUUUAUUUUCAGUUUCGUAUUCCUACAUUUUCGUGAAACUUCUAAAUCUAAAACCGAGUAAUUAUUUUUUUUUAUCGGUCCUUUAAGACAUUCCUCUCAAAAACAAGUGUACCAUGAAAGAUUUUAAAACAUCGCAGUGAUUAAUUAAAGAAAGAAUGACAUGUAGGAUUUUGAGGUAUUGUGAAAAUUGUUUAAAUAAAAAUAACAAGUAAA
Messenger RNA from Limulus polyphemus (Atlantic horseshoe crab), 1571 nucleotides. It is a transcript of the gene Ost48, whose product is annotated as dolichyl-diphosphooligosaccharide--protein glycosyltransferase 48 kDa subunit-like. The record is from RefSeq and is a predicted model, not a curated record. Lineage: Eukaryota; Metazoa; Arthropoda; Merostomata; Xiphosura; Limulidae. Gene Ontology annotation, cellular component: endoplasmic reticulum membrane; oligosaccharyltransferase complex. The transcript has 12 exons. Bases 19 to 1419 code for a protein of 466 amino acids.